AUGCUGGACCCUGUUUUCCAAGGGAAGAGCUUCGCCGCUCAGUAUACGUCCGCCGCGAAAAUCAGUGAACUGUAUGCCCAGACACUGAUUGACGAGUCCGGCAUUGCCGAAUUCCACCAUAGGCCUUUGAUCGUGCUGGACAAUGCGUGUGGGACCGGAUCCGUCGCAAGCGUCCUCUCUCGGACGCUGAAUGAGCAGAAUCGCACGAGCUGGCAGUUGACCUGUGGUGAUCUGGCCGGGGGGAUGGUCGAAUACACCCAGCACCGCAUGAAGACCGAGGGAUGGCACAAUGCGGAGGCCAAGAUUAUGAACGCCCAGGAGACGGGCCUUCCGAGUGCUCACUACACUCACGCCUUCACAGCAUUCGCUUUCAACAUGUUCCCGGACCCCAAGGGCGCCCUGAAAGAAUGCCACCGAGUACUGCAACCAGGCGGAACGCUGGCUACCUCGACGUGGAAACACGCCAACUGGUGCACAAUCAUGACGCCCGUGGUCAAAACCUUGCAGGCCGAUCUCCCCUAUCCCACCAUGGAAAAGAUCAACGCGAUGCUGAACAAGGGAUGGGACUCUGAGUCCCAUGUCCGUGCGUAUUUUGAACAGGCCGGGUUCAAAGAUGUCGACAUUUCGACCGUGGAGAAGGAAUGUACUCUACCGAUACAAGAGUUCAGCGAGGCUUGCAAGAUUCUGUUGCCCUACGUCCUCAGCAGGUUCUGGACGCAGUGGCAGCGUGACCAGUAUGCGGCGCAAUUGCCCGAGACGCUGCUACAAUAUCUGAAAGAGGAGUAUGGCAAGGAUGGGCUUGUGCCGAUGAAGGGUGUCGCCAUCGUCGCCGUGGGCCGCAAAGCUUGA
Molecule: messenger RNA, 849 nt
Organism: Aspergillus homomorphus CBS 101889
Lineage: Eukaryota; Fungi; Ascomycota; Eurotiomycetes; Eurotiales; Aspergillaceae
Gene: tpcH
Product: methyltransferase tpcH
Exons: 4
Coding region: 1-849 (282 amino acids)
Source: RefSeq, a predicted model, not a curated record